Messenger RNA from Aquila chrysaetos chrysaetos, 4480 nucleotides. RefSeq names its product selectin E (gene SELE). The coding region runs from base 1597 to 3429 and encodes 610 amino acids. The transcript has 14 exons. Lineage: Eukaryota; Metazoa; Chordata; Aves; Accipitriformes; Accipitridae. The record is from RefSeq and is a predicted model, not a curated record. Gene Ontology annotation, molecular function: oligosaccharide binding; sialic acid binding. Gene Ontology annotation, cellular component: membrane; external side of plasma membrane. Gene Ontology annotation, biological process: heterophilic cell-cell adhesion; leukocyte tethering or rolling; response to cytokine.
UAUGCUUUACAGAUAUGAAGUGGGUGCUACCCUGUGUCCUCCUAUCGCUGACAACCCUUGUUGAGUCCUUUGCAUGGCUAGCCUUGUUAAAUCUCACCCGUAAUGGUGAAUCUUUAUGCCUGGAAUACCAGUUUGGCAACUGGACUGUCUGGUGAAGGAGCCUCCAUAAUAAGUGCCUGAGUGGACACGGAACAAGGCGUGGGGUGACGUGGCUCAUCAGGGCGCAAGGGAAUACCACUUUGUAUCGACCAGGGUUGGGACUGCUGGGGAACGUGGACUCUGUGACAAGCUUCUAGUGUCAUGUCUUUGCACGGGGUUGAGAACUGAGCUAAUGUGUCUAUUACUUGUGUUGUCCAUUCCUUACAGCCCUCAACAGUGCUUGUGAGACCUCCUGUAACAGAGGUGAGAAGGAUACUUAAGUGAGCAUAUCCAGAACUACUUCUAUACGUAGUGUGGCAAGUCACUCACCUUCUCACUGAAGUGGCAUACAUGUGAAGGUAUGCAUGAGAAGAGUCGAGUGGUGCAGCCAGAAGACUAUUGUGCAAGGAAUCAGUGAUCCUCAUGCCUCCUGCCUUCUCAUGUAUGCAGCUGCAUUCUGAAUAGCCUGUGACUGCUUACCAACCCACUAUACCAAAGUAUCCAUGAUUACUCAGGCAUGUGUCUCUGUACCAUGGACACCAUGUGACUGCUCUAUGCAGUAGUAUAAUUAAUUAGUGUAUACACAAUAAAUGUGCACGAAUUCAGUAUGAGACUAGUGUAUUGUCUUGUCCACCUGAAAUAUUAUAUGCACCUGUUCAAGAAUUGUAACUCUAUUGAGGUAGGGAUAUUGGAGCACAUGGUCCAAGGGACUCUUCAAAGUUAAGUCUGCAUUCCAAGCUUGACUGCUACAAGUGACUGAUGAAUCUGUAUUGUGAGCAAGACUCUAGAAGAAUACUAGCAAUUCUGGGCUGGCAAACCUUACCACAAAUGAGAAUUCUGCACAGCAUGCUGUGAUCCACAAGGAAGGGCUUGUCCAAUGCUGCAGUUUCCAUCUUUUACUCAGACUUGGUUAACCAGCUUUGAGUGUCAGUGCCUUUCUUACUGAGAUCCCAGAAGAACCAGCACCUCCUUGCUGCAAAACAUUAUGCUAGGUAAAAAGUUGGAAUCUGCUUAUUCAUGCAACUAACUCAAGCUAACCAUCUUGCUCCUUCCUGAUAUCCUGGAAUUGUGUGUUUCUGUCAGUAAAACUAUGUAAUGCAGCACUUGGCAGUUUGUCAGCACAGUGUGUCUUUGUGGGAGGGUUUAUCUGGCAAGGCGAAGUGUCAGGCUUAAUGUGUGGGAGGGUCAGAUCCCGGGAUUUUCCAAGAAAUUUUUUUCCACAAGAAAUUUCCCGUCUCGUGGAGGACAGGCCAGCUGAGAGAAUAAAAGGCCGUAGUAAAGGCACGGGAUUACACAGUCCAGACACUUGGAGCUGAACUUAAUCUUCAAGACUGUAUUCAGCAACUUAGCAACAGAAAUCAGUCACUGAGAAAUAUCGCGGAGGACUUUUGCCACCCAGCCACCACAACUACAACCUCCAUCCACUUAAAAGAUAAAGAUAAGAGAAAACUCUCAAACAUGAUUUUCUUGUGGUUCCUAUCUCUUCUUGCUUAUGGACUUACAAUACUGCAGGGGGUGAAUUGUUGGACAUACCAUUAUUCAGACACAAACAUGACCUACAGGGAAGCAGAGCUGUGGUGCAAAAAGAGGUAUACUAACAUGGUUGCCAUUCAGAAUAAGGACGAAAUCAACUAUCUCAAUAACUUCUUACCCUUCAAUCCGGGUUACUACUGGAUUGGAAUCAGAAAAAUUAAUGACGUAUGGACCUGGAUUGGAACUAACAAAGAACUAACACAAGAGGCAGAAAACUGGGCUUCAGGUGAGCCAAAUGGCAAAGGGAACAAUGAGGACUGUGUUGAAAUCUACAUCAAAAGAGGGAAGGAUGACGGCAAAUGGAAUGAUGAACAGUGUGAAAAAAAGAAGGUCGCCUUGUGCUACACAGCUUCUUGCAACCCAUCUCUCUGCAGUGGCCGUGGAGAAUGCAUAGAGACUAUUAACAAUCACACUUGCCAUUGUAACCCUGGAUUCUAUGGGCCUGAAUGCGAGUUUGUUGAGAGUUGUCAUCCACUAAAGAAACCUGAUCAUGGGAGCCUCCAGUGCAACCAUCCAUUGGAGAACUUCAGCUACAGCUCAUCCUGCACAGUUCAGUGUGAGGAAGGCUAUGAACUGACUGCAUUGGAAUCUGUAUACUGUACCUCUUCUGGGGUCUGGUCUGCCCCCCUUGCAGCAUGCAAAGCUGUGACCUGUCCUGCCUUAGAAAUGCCUGCUCAUGGUGCUGUGAACUGCUCCCAUCCCUCUGUGGAGCUCACCUGGGGUACCACCUGUGAGUUUACCUGUGAGGAAGGAUUUGCCCUGACAGGACCAGCCACACUGCAGUGUGGGUCUUCUGGGGCCUGGGACAGGCAGCAGCCAUCCUGUGCAGCUGUGAGAUGUGAGGCUGUAACCUGGCCAGAAGAAGGCUUUGUGACCUGUGACCACGCUCCUGCAGAUCUCACCUAUCGCUCACGUUGUGAUUUCCACUGCAGCGAGGGCUACGUUCUGGAUGGCCCAUCCAGCAUUGAGUGCACGGCACAGGGACAGUGGUCAGAGCCAGUGCCAAAAUGCAAAGCUGUGACCUGUCCUGCCUUAGAAAUGCCUGCUCAUGGUGCUGUGAACUGCUCCCAUCCCUCUGUGGAGCUCACCUGGGGUACCACCUGUGAGUUUACCUGUGAGGAAGGAUUUGCCCUGACAGGACCAGCCACACUGCAGUGUGGGUCUUCUGGGGCCUGGGACAGGCAGCAGCCAUCCUGUGCAGCUGUGAGAUGUGAGGCUGUAACCUGGCCAGAAGAAGGCUUUGUGACCUGUGACCACGCUCCUGCAGAUCUCACCUAUCGCUCACGUUGUGAUUUCCACUGCAGCGAGGGCUACGUUCUGGAUGGCCCAUCCAGCAUUGAGUGCACGGCACAGGGACAGUGGUCAGAGACAGUGCCAAAAUGCAAAGUUGUACAGUGUGAACCACUGAGCCCUCCUGAGAAAGGCUCUAUGGAUUGCUCACAUGGUGCUGGGAACUUCACAUACAACACAGCCUGCCACUUCAGCUGUCUAGAAGGAUGGAGGCUCAAUGGUUCUCAUGUUCUUGAGUGCAAUCAUUCAGGAAACUGGAGUGCCAGUCUGCCCACAUGUGAAGCUUCUGAACAAGUCAGCUAUGUCUCUGUGGGCAUAGCAGCCACAAGUGCCUCUCUGUUGUCCAUGGCAUCAUUCCUCCUUUGGCUUGCAAGACGUUUCCGAAGAAAAGCAAAGAAAUUUACUCCUUCCAGCUGCCAAAGCCUAACCACUGAAGGUAGUUUCCAAAGUGCUGUCCAGAAUGUCUAACUCUGGGUGUUUCAGGAAUUGAAGCCUUCUUUACUUAUGUCUCAGAGAUUUCUGGAGAAUGAAACUGCAUGCAAAUCAGCAGCUGUCCAGAUGUUUUUACCUCUUGCUGACAAGAUGACUGACCUUGUGUAUUGUUCAGAAAUUUUGAAUUCAAGCUGUCUGGUAUUUCCAUUGAAGACAAGCACAGAGUAAAACUCUGGCCUUCUGGCAAAAUACUGUCUACAUUCAGUCAUGUAGUUAUCAUAACUGGGAGCUUGCCAUCUCUUGUCCAGAUGGUGAGCAAAUAGUAAGCUGCUGCCUAAAGAGGAGGCUGGUUUCUCCUCUGGUCUACUCAAAGGUACCUAGGUGAGGUGAAGACAUGCAUUAUUUCACAUCACUUACUACACUGCUGGAGACGUCUUCUCUGGAGUCAUAUGGGUUAUACUUGCAGAAACAGAGUAAUUGGGAUGAAAAAAUAUUCAUUGAAUAGCUUUGAAACCAUUGAUCUGGUUUGUUGUCGAAGUCAGUUUAUUUUAAGAGGAUGUCCUACUCCAUAAAUAUGCCUGUAAUGAUAUGGGCCAUUAUUUGGGUUUCUGCUGCAUGUCCCAGAAAGCUUAGGGAUGUUAAACUCUUUUUUUUUUUUUUUUGGUAAUAGCACUAGGAAUCGUAGUGCAUAUACUAGGUACUCUGGUUUCUGAAUGCAGCAAGUAGAUCUGAAAUGAUCUCAUCCCUGUGGGAUUAUGCACUGUAAUACAGGUGUAUACAUAAAUAUUUAAUUGUGCAAUUUUUACUGUGGAUAUUUCUGUGCUAUUAACUGUAAAUGUAUUGUAAAAUACUUGUUUCUGAGUAGGUCUGUGGCCAUUGAUCUGGGCCCAGGUAAUUUUAUAAUAAUUCAGAGGUGUUUGUAAGGAUUUCAUGCCUGCAUAUGAUUUACAAAUAAAAUGGAAGCCUGAGAUUUGUGUAUAUAUAUUGCAAGUAUGAUUUAUUAUGCUGUUAAAGGACUUCAAAUGAGAAAGUCUUUCUUAAGUUAUGUUUAAGUUAUAAUCAUAAAUUUAAAAUCUCUGACAUAGAA